Phytophthora sojae is the source of this 825-nucleotide messenger RNA. RefSeq lists its product as hypothetical. Gene Ontology annotation, molecular function: water channel activity; glycerol channel activity. The record is from RefSeq and is a predicted model, not a curated record. The transcript has a single exon. Gene Ontology annotation, cellular component: plasma membrane. NCBI's taxonomy places the organism in Eukaryota, Oomycota, Peronosporomycetes, Peronosporales, Peronosporaceae. Gene Ontology annotation, biological process: water transport; glycerol transmembrane transport. The coding region runs from base 1 to 825 and encodes 274 amino acids.
AUGUCUGAGUACGGAUCUCUCAAGCCUGGAUACGCUGACCUCGAGGGCAACCCGCGACUUCCGUUCUACGCCAUCGCGAACCCCGAUGUGCGCGCCUACCUCGCCGAGUUCGUGGGCACCUUCAUCCUGGUUCUCAUCGGUGACGGCUCCGUGGCCCAGUACGUGCUUGGCGGUGGUGACGCUGGCCACUACCUGUCUGUCAACCUGGCCUGGGGCAUCGCUUUGCUGUUCGGCAUCCACUUCUCCGGCGGCGUCAGCGGUGGCCACCUUAACCCCGCGGUCACGCUGACCCUCGCUACCUUCGGCCGCUUCGAAUGGUACAAGCUGCCCGGUUACUUCAUCGCGCAGACACUCGGUGCCUUCGCGGCCGCCUGGGUGGUCUUCAUCGUGUACUACCCGUGGUUCGACGUCCAGGACCCGGAGCGUGCCACCACCCAGGGCAUCUUCGCCACGUACCCGAACGAGCAGAUCCCCAACUGGUCCGGCCUGGUCAACGAGAUUGUCGGCACUGCCCUGCUCCUCAGCGGCAUCUUUGCUGUCGGUGACCAGCUCAACAAGCCGGCCAGCCCGUACACGUUCCCGGCCGCUGUCGCUCUCAUGCUGACCUGCGUGGGCAUGGCCUUCGGCCUCGACACGGGCUACGCGCUCAACCCGGCCCGCGACUUCGGCCCUCGCCUCUUCACCUUCUUCGCUGGCUGGGGCUGGAAGGUGUUCACGGCCCGCAGCUUCUACUUCUGGAUCCCCAUCAUCGGCCCCUUCAUCGGUGGUCUGCUUGGUGCUGGCCUGUACGUCGGUCUCAUUGAGAACUUCCACCCGCGCGAGUAA